This is a messenger RNA of Camellia sinensis, 644 nucleotides long. The record is from RefSeq and is a predicted model, not a curated record. Lineage: Eukaryota; Viridiplantae; Streptophyta; Magnoliopsida; Ericales; Theaceae.
AUAAUAGCGGUGACAAUCUGCAUAAGUCAUUUGGAGUGAAAGAUCAUAAAAGAUCUGAGGAUAGGCAUGGAGAGAAAGGCUUUCCGUUUCUUGCUGUUGCUGCUUAUUCUCUUGUCAUCUCAUGAGGGGAAGAUUAUGAAAGCAGUAGAGGGGAGAAUUUGUGAGUCAAAGAGCCAUGGGUUCAAGGGUCCGUGUAUGACAGACCACAAUUGUGCUCUGGUUUGCAGGAACGAAGGUUUUUCUGGUGGCAAAUGCAGAGGCGUCCGUCACCGGUGCUUCUGCACCAAGCUAUGUUGAUUGAUGCAAUGCAACGCCUUGUCUCGUCUCGUCUACAACGUAGACACCAACCAAAACAAAUAAAUAUCUCUACUCUACCCUUUGGGGGGAGGAGAGAAAGCUAGGCUAUAGCUAGGCUGUAUUGUUUGUUAAAUCUCUUGUCUACUCUAUGGAGGAAUGUAACAGCUAGGGUGUUUGUUUAGUUUAGUCAAAACUCCAGUCAGGUCAUUUCAGUCUUUGAAUUUACCACUUUCAAAUCCAAGUUGUACUAGUAGAGCUUUGGAUAAUGGUGGUGGUUUUCGUUUUAGUAUUUGCUUUAAUAAUAAUAAUUAAGAAACGGAUGGGAGAACUUACAGAUCUUUCUAUAA